CGGCCCGCUCCGCCCCGGCCCGCCCCGGCGGAAGGCAGGCGGCCAUGCCCGCGGCAGACGAGCAGCCCCGCCGCGACAUGGCCGGCCGCCGCCUCCUGGGGCUCCUCCUCGCCUUCGCCGCGCUGCUGGGCGCAGGUCAUGGGGACGGCCCAGGUGAAUUCAGCCUAGAAGAUGCCCUGUAUGACUUCAGCACCAAGCGACCCACUCCCAAGGGUCCCGGAAAGCCGGCAGGUGAGACAGGCUUUGAUUUGGCUGAUUACUUUGACGCCUCUCCGGAGACUACCACCAAGCCAGCCAAGCCGACUCCGAAGCCCUUCCCCAGGCCAGGGAAGCCAGACAACAGCUUUUGGGAUGUCAUCCGCACCACCACGACCAAGCAGCCAAAAACUACCAGGGGCCCCCCCAGGCAUAACCCAGCAAAGGAUCCUAUGGAUAUUGACUUGGCUGAUGCCCUUGAUGAUAAGAACGAUGGGAAAGAUGCUGGGAGGCCGGGCGUAAGGCCGGGUGAAGCAUUUUCAGACGACGACCUGGCCAGCAUUGUGGACGGCGGCUACAGCCCAGACAAGAAGAAAGGUGCCGGGGGCAGCACCGACAGCGACUACGGCGGAGGCACGGUGGCGGAGACGGGGACGAUCGCCGGCAUCGCCAGCGCCCUGGCCAUGGCGCUCAUCGGGGCCGUCUCCAGCUACAUCUCCUACCAGCAGAAGAAGUUCUGCUUCAGCAUCCAGCAGGGACUUAACGCGGAAUAUGUGAAAGGGGAAAACAUGGAAGCUGUCGUAAGCGAGGAACCCCAAGUUCUUUCUCCAGUACUGGAAACACAGUCAGCAGAACCACCAAAACAAGACAGUGCGAAGAUGUAAAGCAUGACCUGGGGCUAGAAAAGAAUCAGUCGGCAGCAAACGGAGAUCUUACGUGCUUGUAAUUUAGCUUUUUAUUUAAUUUGACUCCAAAGCUAUUUAAUGUGUACUUAGGCUUGAACUGGCUUCGUAUUGCUCUAGGCUUUAGGGUUAGAGUGGUAGCAUGUGUUUAUUUUUUGUAAAGAGGUAUAUGUUUACAUUGAAGUAAUAUUGUAGGUUUGAUGUCCAGUUGUAUGCAAACCAACAGAAGGUGCUUCAGUAGCGGUCAAUUUUCAGUUAAGGGACAAGGUCUUUUUCAAGGAGCAGAAGAGCUUACAGGUAUGAGGGCAGUGAAGUGCCUGUACAUAGCAAUCCAAAGCAAACCAUUCAAAAGCCCUUUGUAAAGCACCUCCAGCCAACUUCUGCCAUCAGCUAUGGGCUUGUCACUUCCAAUGGCAGUGAUGAAAACUGCACAUUUCCUGAGGGUAGAUUGCAGUCCUUAGCGUAGCUACACCUAAAAAUGAAGUGCCUGUGGGUAGGUCCUUGGGCUGAGGCAGGUGACUCCCUGCUCAGAAGCCAGGAGUUGAGGAUGCUUCACCACCACGCAGCGCUGGGCUUCUAACCAAAUAAAAGGACCUGAUUUUCACACCAAGUCAUAAAUCCAGGUAAUGGCAGUGCGUGCAGUGUUCACUUUUAGCAAAUACCAUUUGAAUGCUUGGCUAUGCUAGAGAUCAGAAUGGAGCUGAGGGUGUCAAGCGAUACGGUUUGUCUGUGUGACACGAGAUGCCUGCAGUGUCACCGAAAUGAAGACUGCGUGUGUUUGGAUGCUUUCAAGGACAGGUUCAGAUCUCAUUCACGCUAGAACAAAUUACGGAUUUAACCGAAAAGAAAAUAAACAAAGUAGGAAUCCAUUAAGACCUGUAACACUCACUACGAGAGAAGUCAAGCUUAGCAACAUGCAGUCCCCCCACCUUCUCCUUGUAUCAGCAACUAUCGAGAGCACUCCCUGGCACCCGAGGCAGAAAAAGGAUGUAAAGCUUCGUCCUUUGUGUCACCGACUCACCUUUAUAAAAGGCAGAAUCUCCUGCGAGAAUGGGUCCUCCAUCGCCGUCCUGCGUGGGGUUCCUGCAGCCUUCUGGGAGGCAUCAGGCUGCGAGCGGUGCUCAGCAGGACGCUGGGCUGCCGCCACGACAGCACCCCGCUCCCACGUGAGUGCUCACGCAACCUUCUUCAACAGCGUGGAACUGGCGUCAAGACCUGACCGUCACCAUCUUGCAAGAAUUUGUGUUUAUGUUUCUAAUCCCUCCCCCCCCAACCCUUUUUUAUUGCUGCUAAAACGUGAAUACUGCCACUUUCCAAUACGUUUAUCCAAAUUGGCGAUGGCUUAAAAAGCACGCUCUCAAGUGGAGGAAAAUUCACUUUAUGUGGUGUAAGAGGUACUCACUAUUUUUAUAUAUAAACCUGAAACGUGUGCAUUUUGUACUGUUUUGCAAAUCCCAUAUUUUGUGAAUGUGUAUUUUAAAAAGCGCCUUUCAGUUUGAUGUACAAAUUCACAGCUUUCAGGUAGACACGACUUACAGAAGGCCUUGCCAGGAGGUGAAUCAGCCUAGGAGCACUGCUGCCUAACAGCUCCAUUUGAAAGGAAAUUGCCUAGUAACAUGGUUAAGUAUUUUGCAAUAGCUGCACAAUUCUUUACGCUCUUUUUAACACUUGCAUUUUAAAGCCUUACACUAGCUCUAGCAGAACAGCUACAGUGUUUUAUAAGGGAGACGAGUUCUAGGGAUAUAUGGUGCCUCACGUGUACUCAGAACACUUAGGCUGCAACAAUACUGCUACAACUACUGCUGCUUUGGUUUAUGAAUGUGUUUGGAUUCGAAAACAAAAAUAUUUAAUUAUUGGCUGCUCAGAGAGUGGAAGCAGAGGCGAUAGAUACGGGAUGCACUCUGUGCUUGCUUACUCCCAGAGAAGGGUUUUCACGGAGGAAGCGUGGUCUGCAGGGUUGGGAUCAUCCCGUGCAGCAGCGCAGGUGCCGACAAAGCCAUGCAGCUGGGUUUGUGUAUCUCCAUUCCCAAGCACCGUCGCCUGUCUGUCUUUGUUAGCCAAACGCACUGGAAAGCUGUAGCAUGAAAAAUGUUUUUAGGAAGUUACUGUAGAUGAAGUGUUACAACAUGGCACUCAUGAUCACUACGAGCCAUUUUCCUAGCUUAGAUCAAGUUCCCGUAAUUCCACUUCUCCUUUUGCCAAUGACCAUAUUUUCUGCAGAUGCAGAUCAUCGGUUUUAUUGCAUUUCUGUUACCGUGCCCUCCCUGUUUGUCUAGUGGACAGUGCAAUGGAGUGUCCGGCAUUGCUUAAAGAAUAUAGCACCUACCCCUCCUUCGGGAAACUCUUACACUAGAACAUAGGAGAAACACGUGUCUAAUUUACAAGUACUGCAGUUAAAAGAAAUAAAUAAAAAAAAGCUGUUUCACUGAAAAAAACCACAGGGCCUUUUCUACGACUUUGGUGAAUAUUAUGCCUUAGUAUAAUUUCUAGGUAUGUGGAAAACCAUAAAUGCACAGUGAAAGGCAGCACUUUUUCAAAAAUUUACAGGAACAAUUCAAGAUUUCUUUCUCUAGGAUUUCAAAUAGGAAAAUAUUGACAAAUACUGCAGUAAAGAAAUUAAACUUGGUCUUCUCUUCAAAACUGGACAAAAGUCAAAGUCUUGAUGUGCUAAAUGUCAGCAAAGGCUCAAAUUGCUUUUUAUUGCAGUCUGUCUCCUUCUCCAUCAGAACUGUCAGACCAGUCUCUGAUAAAUAGGGAAUUUAUACAUCAUCUAUAUUUUAGGCAUUAUAGCAACUGAGAGGAUUCCUCUGUAUUUUGCUAGUAGUGAUACAAGUUCUCAAACUGACCCAGCACCGACCUCUCUAACUACUUUCAUUUAAUUAGUAUCUAUUCUCUUUAAAUCUGGAUAUCGAAUUUUUAAAAAUCCUGCACUUAGGUUUUGUAUACAUGGUACAAACAUUAUUAUCCUUUAUAAAAAAAGGCCAUAAAACACUGAAAACUGGGAUUUUUUUUUUUCAUGAGUACAAAACCUACAUAUACAGCUGUCCUGAGAGUUUAUGUACUACCUGUGCUGUGAGCUCUUUUUCUUAUUACACCUCACUUCAGCUUAAUUAAAGCUAUUUUUAAUAAAAUGAUUUGGAAAAGGUUUCUCAAUUACAGAAAAACAGCGAACUGAAAGAAUUGAACUAGCUCUUUUCCUGUUGUUUAUUCUAUCAAUUACUUGCAUUUUCCUUUGGCAAUACUGUAGUAGUUUCUUCAUUUGAGAUUUGGCAAUACUGUAGUACUUUCUUCGUUUUAGAUUCUUCAGUUGAGAAUACUCUGACAUGAAUUUCAGAUUUUUUUGGCACUAUAAACUCGGUCAUUUUCAUUCAACCUCACUAAUGAACCCUUACAAGUGCUAUAUUGUCAUUCUUAACUACUCAUUUGUUGUGAUAAAAGUGGAAUUAGUCCAUAAUACCAUUUCAAAUUCUGAAAAAGUAAGAUGAGUCGACAGGCUUCGGCUUUAAAAAUCUGCUUCUGCAACAAAGGAGGUUCAGGAACAAAUGAAGCUCAGAAACAAUGGAAUUGUGAAAUUAGAGAAUCCUUUCGUUUGAGUCAAGUCCUUACUUAAAAGCAAGGCAUACUGUUUGCUGAUGCAGAAGCUAUCUAUACCAAAUGAAGGUUGAAUGUUACGCUGUAAGAAAAUAAGAUUCAUUUUGCUAAUGUGCUGCAUGUGAGGAUCAUGGGGGUAACAAUCAGAAUUUGACUACCAUUGGAAAACACCGAAUAAAACAAGUUGACUUAUAA
Aquila chrysaetos chrysaetos is the source of this 4664-nucleotide messenger RNA. It is a transcript of the gene CD99L2, whose product is annotated as CD99 molecule like 2. NCBI's taxonomy places the organism in Eukaryota, Metazoa, Chordata, Aves, Accipitriformes, Accipitridae. The transcript is spliced from 11 exons. The coding region runs from base 45 to 860 and encodes 271 amino acids. The record is from RefSeq and is a predicted model, not a curated record.